CGCGGAUACGCCUUUCAGCCACUGCGCAUGUCUGCAAUUCUUUCUGUUUACCAAACCGAAGCUGGUUCCUUAUUCGUUAUGUCCAACGCUUAACUCAACGAUGCUCAAUCACUGUGACACAGCCAGCGCUGGCAGCACGAUGGCAGCGGCGGCCCCCAACCCGGAGGACUCCGCCAGGAGCAGCAGCAGCAGCGGCGGCGGCGGCGGCGGUGGCAGUAGCAGCAGCAGCAGCAGCGGCACCAGCACACCCAGCGCACUCGUCGGAGACGGGGACGCGGAGGAGGCCGAGGACUUCACCUCCUCCUCCCACUGCUCGGAGCUGUCUCGGCGGCAGAACGAGCAGCGAAAGCAGGGCUUGUUCUGCGACGUGACGCUGGCCUUCAGCAGCGGGGCGGCGAGCGGGAGCGUCCAGAGCUGCGAGUUCUCAGCCCACAGGUCUGUCCUGGCUGCGGCUACCGAUUAUUUCCCCCCUUUGCUCGGGGGACAGUUUUCCGAGUCGUUGUCCGGUAGGGUAGAGAUGAAGGAAUGGAGCGCGGAACUGGGGCCGGACCCGGAUACGGUGGAGAGUGUCAUCCAGUACAUGUACACUGGAGAGAUACGAGUUAGCACCUGCAAUGUGCAUGAAGUCCUGGAGCUAGCUGACAGAUUCCUCCUGCUGCAGCUGAAGGAUUUCUGUGGCGAGUUCCUGAAGAAGAAGCUGAGCCUGACCAACUGUGUGGCGGUGCACAGUCUCGCCCACAUGUACACCUUGGACCAGCUUGCUCUACGGGCCGCAGACAUGAUCCGUCGCAACUUCCACAAGGUUAUCCAGGACGAUGAGUUCUACACGCUGCCCUUUCACCUGGUGCGUGACUGGCUGUCCGAUGCGGAGAUCACGGUGGAUUCGGAGGAGGUGCUGUUCGAGGCCGUGGUGAAGUGGGUGCAGAAGAACCCAGAGGAGCGAAGCCGCUACUUUGAGGAGCUGUUCGGUCUCCUGAGGCUGCCGCAGAUCAAGCCCACCUACCUGACCAGGGUGGUGAAAACAGAGCAGCUGGUGGCCGCCAAUGAGGCCUGCCUCCGGCUGGUGUCGGAAGCGGUAGAGGGCCACGCUAUUCGCUUUGAGAACCUCAAGUCAACGGAUAUGGAGUUCUGGUCCUCCCACAUGGCCUCCUUUCAGCCACGCUUUGGCCAGAACAUGGACGUCAUCAUGGUAGUAGGAGGUGUAUCGGAAGGAGGGGACUACCUGAGUGAGUGCGUGGGCUACUUCAUUUACGAGGACCGUUGGGUCAACCUGCCGCACAUCCACAACCACCUGGAUGGCCAUGCCAUCGCGGCCACGGAGUCCCACGUCUACGUAGCCGGUUCUAUGGAACCAGGCUUCGCUAAGACGGUGGAACGUUACAACCCUAAUCGCAACACCUGGGAGCAGGUGAGCAACCUGACCACGCGCAAGCACUCCUUUGGCCUCACCUGCAUUAAGGAUAUUCUGUACAGCAUCGGUGGCCAUGGAAACUUCAGUCCGGGUUUCAAAGACGUCAGUAUUUACGAGCCUGAGCAGGACAAAUGGCAAAAUCUAGAAUCUGCCCCCAAAAUCCUGCGAGACGUGAAGGCGGUGAGUUUGGAGGACCGCUACGUGUACGUCACGGCACGCACACCUGUUGAUACAGAUAACGAGGAUGGACUGAAGACGGUGACCACUCGCUAUGACACAGAGAGCCGCCAGUGGCAAGAUGUGGACUCCCUGCCCCUUAUUGACAACUACUGCACCUUCCAGAUGGCUGUGGCCUCGACUAACUUCUACCACACGGCCUCCUGCUGCCCCAAGAGCUACACGGAGCGCGAGGAAGUGGCCAAGCAAAAGAUCAGCGUGCGCAUCUCCGAUGAGAUCCUGGAGAGCCUGCCCCCAGAGGUAACCAGCAUUGAAGGUGCUGCCAUUUGCCACUUUGACGAGGACGUCUUCAUCAUUGGCGGCUGGAAGAACAGUGACGAUGUGGACAAGCAGUAUCGCAAGGAGGCCUACCGCUACUGUGCCGAGAGGAAGCGCUGGAUGCUGCUGCCGCCCAUGCCUCAGCCUCGCUGCCGAGCCACCGCCUGCCAUGUCCGCAUCCCCUAUCGCUUCCUGUAUGGCUGCCAGCGAUAUCCCAUGCCACAGAACCUGGCCCGCCAGCGGGAUCGCAUGCAGCAGAUGCAGCAGCUUCACCGGCGCACACUGACCUUACGCCGGCAGCUCCAGUCGCAGAUAGAGUGCUGAGCAGGUCGGGGGUUCGCUCCAUCGAAGAACCGCCCUGCUCUGUCCGAGGACACGUCGCAAGCAUCCAUUCCAUUGCAGCCAUCUUCAUCGACCCCCCCAACUCCCACGUAACAUGCAGCAGCGGGUCUUUGUGUCGCACUCGUACUGGAUUUCCUUGAGCUGAACUCUGUCCAUUGGCUCUCAUGCUGUGUUGUUGUUGUUGUUGAUGGCUGAUUUUCCAAAAGCCGUAAAAUGUGUGGACAGCUGUGCACUGCCCCGCAGGUGGUCUGUGAGGGGAAUGUAAAUAUGUGAAUAAGAGUGUUAUAUAGCAGCCAACAACUGGAUAUCCUUUUGUCAAGAAUGUUGGUAUAGAUGCUGUUCAUCUGGUUGUACAUAAAUAGGAUAAAGGUGUAUAUGUACACAUUUACAUGGAUAUUUUACAUUCCUUUAUUGUGUGCCUGUACUCGGGAGGUGAUGUGACAUUACCAAUAACUGCAUUCCUACAUCCAAUUUAACUUUCCUUAUGAAGUCUUAUUCCAUUUUAACACUGACAAUCUCUUUCCUGCAAAUGUCUCUAACUUCUAUCACAACUGCUCUAAAUAUGAAUUAUUUCAGAAAGUUCAUCUGAAAAUCCUGUAGACUAGUUUACUUUUAGAUUGCAGUGUCCCUUCAACGGUUUAUUUAAUUACAUUAUAUUUUCUGUUCCUUAAUUAACACUUGAAAACUCAAAUAUUUUCUACUGGUAUCUGGGGAGGUGAAAUUAUGAGAGAACUGUGAUUUUGAAAAGAUGUGAUAAGAUAUAAUAAAAUGAUUCCUUUGAGUUAUCUUAAAAUUGAAAUAUUCUAUUUGUCCACUGCAUUAAGUGCCAGUACCUGGCAAUGGCUCAAUCAUUCCUCUCUUGUGCACUUUGGCAGUCUAUUGCUCAGUGUAUAUUGCCAUUAAUUCAAGAAAAAUACAUUUAAAAUCUAUAUAUGUGUGAGUCCAAAAGUGUGUAUGAUUUGUGUUCGUAGAGCAGAGCUUCUCUUCAACUGCACUUUUUGACAUUUAAUUGUGUUUAAAGUCUUAAAUAAACAUUGCACUUUGAAUUUGCUUAUUUCAUUUGUUUCAUAUCAGACGAGGUGAUUGUAUUUUGGAAAGGCUUGGAUUUAGCCAAGUGCGUAAGUUUUGAUCUUGUUUGAAAAAAGAUGUUAUCAUUAUUCGCAGACUUGUUUCCAACAUGCAAUGUCUUGUUCAACCUUGUGCUAUUGUAUUUAACUUCCAGCUGGGUGUGUAUUAGAGAUUUGCUAUGUUGUUCAUCUGGCCCUCCUAAUAGACUUAGAAAUUAGAUUAAAAGGAAUCAGAUUUAUAGGCAAAACAAACAGGAUUGUUAUCUGAAUGUGUUGUGACUGACAUUCAGAAAUUCCAGCUGUGCAGCGCUUAUUGCAGCAUAAAGGUUACGGAGCAUAGAAAUGAUAUUCAUUUCCACUUCAUGAC
Messenger RNA from Cyclopterus lumpus (lumpfish), 3682 nucleotides. Its product is annotated as kelch-like protein 11. Lineage: Eukaryota; Metazoa; Chordata; Actinopteri; Perciformes; Cyclopteridae. Gene Ontology annotation, molecular function: protein binding. The transcript is spliced from 3 exons. The coding region runs from base 101 to 2230 and encodes 709 amino acids. The record is from RefSeq and is a predicted model, not a curated record.